Messenger RNA from Phoenix dactylifera (date palm), 2613 nucleotides. RefSeq names its product putative methyltransferase PMT3. Gene Ontology annotation, molecular function: methyltransferase activity. The record is from RefSeq and is a predicted model, not a curated record. Gene Ontology annotation, cellular component: trans-Golgi network; endosome; cytoplasm. Lineage: Eukaryota; Viridiplantae; Streptophyta; Magnoliopsida; Arecales; Arecaceae.
UAUUAAAACUCGGUGGUGCGCUAUGCCUAUGACCGGCGGAUUAAAAUACUCUCUUUCCUCGUUCCCAACCUCAGAUCUGCUUGCACUCUCUCUCUCUCCUCCUACAGCUCCCGUGCUUGCUUUACCUUAGCGCCUCCCUCGAUCUAGGGUUUUGGUUGUCGCUUAUCGGAUCGAGAUCCGGUCCAGAUCUCAUCACGGUUUUGUUUCCACCUGUCUGCUUCAGGGUCAAUUUUUGCAGAUUUUCUGUCAUUUCUCUUUAAAAGAUUAGGAUCUCUUAUCGGGAAGGAAAGGCAGUACAAGUUGGUGUUAUAUGAUCCUUUGAAUGCUGUUGUAGAAGAGGACUAUAAUAGAUUUUGUUUGCUAACGUCAUGAGGGGGAGAGCAGAUGGAGGUCAAAAGAAACACUUGGUCCCGUCGUUGUGUCUUAUGGUGCUCAUUUUAGGUUUUUUGUUCCUAUAUUAUGGUUCUUUCUUCGGUCCUCGGGGGCAGCAUACUAGCUCUGCUUUAGAGUAUGGUAGUAGAUUCUCAAGAUCAAUUGGUUGGAGUAGUGAUGAUAGUGGAGAGGUUGGCAAAUCAGAUGAGUCCAUUUUUGCGCUGGAAGAUGGGGAUGGCAGUCUUGUACCCAAGAGCUUUCCAAUCUGCGACGAUCGGCAUUCAGAGUUGAUUCCCUGCCUAGACAGAAAUCUUAUUUAUCAAACACGACUAAAGUUGGAUCUAUCUUUAAUGGAACAUUAUGAGAGGCACUGCCCCCAGCCUGAGAGGCGUUUCAAUUGCUUGAUCCCUCCACCACCGGGUUAUAAGAUUCCAAUCAAGUGGCCAAAAAGCCGAGAUGAAGUGUGGAAGGUGAACAUACCUCACACUCACCUUGCACACGAGAAGUCUGACCAGAACUGGAUGGUUGUCAAAGGUGACAAGAUUGCAUUUCCUGGAGGUGGAACUCAUUUUCAUUAUGGAGCUGAUAAGUAUAUAGCAUCACUUGCAAAUAUGCUUAACUUCACAAAUAAUAAUUUGAAUAAUGAGGGAAGAAUCCGGACGGUCCUUGAUGUCGGUUGUGGAGUUGCAAGUUUUGGAGGAUAUCUUCUUUCCUCAAAUAUUGUAGCAAUGUCUUUAGCGCCAAAUGAUGUUCAUCAAAACCAGAUUCAAUUUGCUUUGGAGAGAGGAAUUCCCGCAUACCUUGGUGUGUUAGGGACGAAGAGACUUCCUUACCCUAGCAGAUCAUUUGAACUUGCUCACUGUUCUCGAUGUAGAAUUGAUUGGCUUCAAAGGGAUGGGAUCCUUCUACUUGAGUUAGAUAGGCUGCUUAGGCCAGGUGGUUAUUUUGCCUAUUCAUCUCCUGAAGCAUAUGCUCAGGAUGAAGAGGAUCUUAGAAUAUGGAAAGCAAUGAGUGCACUGGUUGAACGAAUGUGUUGGAAAGUUGCUGCCAAAAGAAACCAGACAGUUAUAUGGGUCAAACCUUUGACAAAUGACUGUUACAUGAACAGAGUGCCGGGCACGAGACCUCCUUUAUGCAGAUCUGAUGAUGAUGCAGAUGCUGUUUGGGGUGUCCCAAUGCAGGCUUGUAUCACUCCUUACUCUGACCAGAGCCAUAGAGAUAAGGGGAGUGGAUUGGCUCCUUGGCCAGCUCGCUUAACUACACCUCCUCCCCGCCUUGCUGAUCUUGGUAUUUCCAGUGAGACAUUUGAAAAGGACAUGGAGAUUUGGCAAGAAAGGGUUGAGAGUUAUUGGAGCCUAUUGAGUCCAAAAAUACGACCAAACAGUCUGAGGAACUUGAUGGACAUGAAGACAAAUAUGGGAUCAUUUGCAGCUGCCCUCAGAGACAAAGAUGUUUGGGUUAUGAAUGUUGUACCAGAAGAUGGACCAAAUACCCUCAAGAUAAUUUAUGAUAGAGGCCUAAUAGGCACCCUGCAUGAUUGGUGUGAGGCAUUCUCAACAUACCCUCGUACUUAUGAUCUCCUACAUGCUUGGACUGUCUUCGCUGACAUUGAGAAAAAAGGUUGCAGCGCCGAAGACCUGCUUCUUGAGAUGGACCGAAUGCUCAGGCCAACUGGUUUCAUAAUUUUCCGGGACAGGAGGCCAAUCGUUGAGUUCAUCAAAAAGUUUUUAACAGCAUUGCAAUGGGAAUCAGUUGCUGUGGUGGAUGCUGAGCCAAACUUGGAUUCAGAAGAUGGUGAGAUGGUAUUUGUUAUCCAAAAAAAGAUGUGGCUGGUAGAUGACAGCCUCAAUGAUUCAGCAUAAAAGUGCUUAAAUAGCUUUGACGUCCUUUGUUUCUGUGUUCGUUUGUGCAGUUGGGCCAAAACAAUGAAUGGCCUGAGUGCACCAAAAAGGUCCACGAGGAGUGAGUCGUUUACUUUCCCCUGUUUCUAACUGUAGGCCUGGUUGUUGAGUCCGUAAGCCUAGUUCAGCGUUAUGCGAUACAUUCUUGUCUAUUUUUUUUCAUUCUGAAAAGCAGUCCUUUUUUUCAUCUAAUAAACGUGCUCAAAACAUUCCUUUUAGAUGGAUCUGAAAAUGUAUACAGGUGGAGGCACAACUGUAGGGUAUGUGGCUACUUUGGUAUGCCUAGAAAUAAAUGUACAGCCUCUGCUUGCGAACUUUGUUCUGCUGUCUUUGGCAUUCA